AUGCUCCUUAUCCUAGUGUAUCUCCAUUUAUUAUUCUUAUUGCUUGAUCUAUCCAAUCAAUACACGCUAGUAACUCCAGAACACACACCACAGCUACCAUGGCUGAUUCUACGCCUGCACUCACUGUUGAGGAAUGCCUCGGGAAAUCCACCAACAUACAAAGAGGUCAACGCACUGGACAUUGCAAAUUUCCGCAAUGCCACCAAAGUCUCCUCACCAAACAGAGGAGGCCAACUGGGUCAUGUGGGCCUAACAAUGACUGCACCAGACUAUGCCCUCAUUUCCCCCACCGCCGCAUGGGUCAAUCCGAUUCCACCAGCACCCACAUUCACUACCCAACAUAAUGUGUCCCUAGCACUCAAAAAGCUCAUUGACAACGCGGUCCCCAACGAAUACCUGGACAAAAUCCGGCAUCCAUAUCUCAACCUAUUGCCGAUCAGUAUCCCCAACAUCUUUGCCCAUCUCUACCAGCAACCAUCCAGCAAUGUCACACCUGAAGCUAUUGAGGAGCGACGCCUAUCCAUAGAAAGACAGAAAUAUUCCAUUGAUGAAGAACUCACCACAUAUUUCAAACGACUCCAAGACUAUCAGACAUUUGCUGCCCAAGGAGGCGAGGAGGUCACUGACAACAACCUCAUGACCAUCGCUGUCCGUCACAUCCGCGCCACCAAACAUUUCAACCAGGACUGCCAAGAUUGGAAUGCCAGAGCCGCCGACACUAAAACGUGGACACUCUUAAAAGCAUUCUUCCAACAAGCACAAUGCAAAUUACCAAGCCGCCAACCAACUUCUCACCCAACAGCAAUGAUAAGUGCCAUUAUGGCAUGA
Messenger RNA from Cylindrotheca closterium, 828 nucleotides. The record is from the annotation of a GenBank genome assembly. NCBI's taxonomy places the organism in Eukaryota, Bacillariophyta, Bacillariophyceae, Bacillariales, Bacillariaceae.